Molecule: messenger RNA, 563 nt
Organism: Solenopsis invicta (red fire ant)
Lineage: Eukaryota; Metazoa; Arthropoda; Insecta; Hymenoptera; Formicidae
Gene: Cox6c
Product: cytochrome c oxidase subunit 6C
Exons: 3
Coding region: 221-448 (75 amino acids)
Source: RefSeq, a predicted model, not a curated record
CUGAAUUGGCCAGAUUUGCUGUGGAGGGGAUGUUGCUGUAGUGGGGAAUGGUUGUUCGCGAGCUGAAAUUGGCACAACUGGCAACUCUGCACUCAACGUUGUUUUUCUCGAGUAUUGUGGUCGACGGUCGAUACACCUGUCUAAUAAUUUCCACGCUAUUCUUCGUAGACCUGACUGUGUCUAGCUUUGACAACGAUAGAUACGACCGAGAUCGUUCAAGAUGUCUACCAUAGAGAAACCACAACUUCGCGGCCUUCACACGACGUCAAUUAGAAGGAAUAUUAUAGGGGUGUUAAUAAUUAGCUUUGCUACGGCAUACUCGUACAAGAUACUUGUCACUGAUAAGAGGAAGCAGAGAUACGCCAACUUUUACAAAACCUAUGACGCGGAGAAACAGUUAAAGAUCAUGAACGAGGCUGGUCUCAUGCAAUCCUACUUAAAAAAAUAGACUUAUGUAUAAAUAAUAGAAGAGCAGAAACUUGAGGAGUCAAAAAGGCUAAUCCUCUUUGGGAUUACAUGUUAUACCUAUAUGUAUAAUAAAUAAAUUUAACAUAGUAUUAUUA